GAUCUUUUAAAUAAUAACAAUCGAGUAUCCGUGGCAAAAGCCAUAUUCUUUGCUUAUACCUUAUUUUGUGAUUAUUUUCAGUUUUUACAAGAGAAAUAAUAAAAUCAAUAGUAAAUUUUCUAUUCUCAUUCGAUGUAUUAAAUAUUAAAAAAAUAAAGAAAAAACCUCUUUAUUUUGACAAAGAGGAUCCUGACUGCUUGUAAUGCGUGCUUUCAUUGUCAUUUGAAGUCUCGAACGUGAUAGUUCCAUGUAUAAAAAUUUGACAAUAAAGUGCAUAUUCGAAUUGCCAUUGUAGAUAGCAUUAUUGCGAUCAGGAAUUUGAUAGGACUUAAUAUGAUAGGCAAAAAUGAAGAAGAAGAUACCAAUGAUAAUAAUUUAUAUCGAAUUAAAUUAAUAGCCAAUAAGAGAAAAUCUUUGGAAGACAAUACAGCACAAAUUCAAGAGAAGAUUAAACAUUGUUUUGCACAAUUGACAGAUGUAUUAAGAUCGAGAGAAAGGCAACUAUUGCGUCAAGCUGAAGCAGUACACACUCAACAGCUUUCUUUGUUACAAUCGAGCUUAGAUUUUAUUCCUUCGUUAAUUGUGAAUUUGCAAAAGAAAGAAGACCUUUUAGAACAGAUACAUCAUUUUGGGAAUAUAGAAUUAUCCGGAACGAAUUGUAUUACCGUCAAAGAUAUUGAACCUUACAAAGUUGCGGAAUACGAAGAAGCUAAUAAAGAUCAUGUCAGUUUUGACAAGUCCAUUAAAUGUGAGAAAGAUGUAGAUGCUAUAAAUAAACAAAUAAGGAACAUUGAUAUCGAUAAGUUAAAUAUAUCAUUAGAUUGCGCGAGUAUCUUUGAUGAUUCCAGAAGUUUUUUAAACUCCAGUUUAAAUUCAAGCAUAGAAAACGAAAGACAUUUACAAAUAUUAGAAUCAAAUGAUAUUACUGAAAUGUGCAAGGAUUCUAAAGUUCUGCCAUUGUGUUCUUCAUUAUACAUAAUAAAGCAAGAUCCUAAUACGUAUGUUAAGGAGAAUGGAGAACAUCAAUUUAAUAAUAAAUGUGCAAAUGACCUACAGGAUAUUAAUGUACCGAAUCAAGGCGCAGAUGUUUUAAUGAACGGAAGUGAAGAUAUUAAUAUACGAGUGCAGCUACAUGAAAAGUCAUUGGAUAAGACAGAUUCGUUUGAAUCUAAUCAUUCGGAUGAUCAACGUGAUAUGUCUGAUCGAAUAAAAAAUAUGGAAUCUAUAAAAAAUCAAGAUGUUUUGAAACCUGUCUGUGAACAUCCAAAGCAAGUUCAGCAAUGGUUACAACAAAUAUUGGUGGAAACAGAAAUAGAACCGAUAGUUCACGAAGUAGGACAAUUUUCCGAAUUAUCGGAAGUUCAGCAUUAUAAUAAGCUUCAACUGGAAACAUAAAUAACGUUACAUAAUGUUUGACAUCAAAAAGGAAUUGCACUACUUAUUUAAUUUAUAUCUCUUUGAAUUUUAUAAGAAUACUUUCAUGUCUUAAGUGGGGCCAAAGUUUCCAUGAUAAUGGAAAGUAAACCAAGAAGUCUGAUUUAUCAUUACAAUUAUGUCAUAUGCACUUUAUAACUUAUUUUCAUUAUUCGAUAUUAUUUCAUAUUAUGAUACACCGGACUUAUCUUUUUUUAUAUUUGUAUUCGAGUUUGUAAGGCAUUCUUUACAUUUAGAAAAAUGCACAUAAAGUAAUAAUGUGAUUUCAUUUUGUACUUUGAACAUUUUAUUUUUAUAAAAGUAAUUUCUUACAAGUUUUGAGUACUUCCAAAUACUUCUUUUUGAUGUUACGUUUCAUUUGUAUAAACUGAAAUGCACUGCACCAAUUGAAAGAAACGUUAAUAAAUAUUUAUUGUUCGUCAUUGAUAUAUAACACAAACGAAUAUUAAUUUGAAUAAUGUCCAAUAUACAUAUUGACUUAAAAACGCAAGAGUAAUAUUGAGAGUAAUACUUAUAACAGUACUUCAUUAAAAUUUACAUCAUUAUUUUAAAUCCAAUAAAAUCUAAGUUGUUAAUGGUACACAGAUUGCAUGAGGCGUUGCAAUAAGUGAUUAAAUCGUACCGAAAUAUCAUUUAUUAAUAUAUGUGCGUAUAUUUUUAUUAGAAUUAAUUUAAAGGCUCGGUGGGGUUUGAACGAAUUACAAUUAGCAUGCAAGUUUUUUAUUAUGUUUUUCUUCUUUUUUUUUUUAACUAUAUAUAUAUAAGAUUUUAUAUAUUUAUGUAUCAUGUAUAGGUGUGCUUUAAAAGUCACCUUCCUUUUUGAAGUGACGAAUAUAUAAUAAGACAUAAGUUCAUAUACAAUUAUACCCUUUAUUUAUUAUCAGUUUGACAACUGAACGUCUAUUUUACGUAAUCGAAUAUUUAUAUAAUAGUCUUUUUUGUACUGGUGUUAUAAGCGAAUAUAUAAAUGGUACUUUUAUUCCAUAUUGUGCUGUUACAUGUUCUCUAAUUAUCAUUAUCAAAGCAAGAAAAUGUUUUACUAUAAAAAAUAAUCUUUCAAGUUUUUCGUUUUGUUUGUUCUUGUAAUUUUUCACAUACAAAUAUAUGUAAAUUAAUUAUAUCAUAUUCAUAAUAUUCAUAGACGAUCAAAUAAGUAUCGGUUGUAAAAGAUGUGUACUGAAAAUAUUACCCAUAAGUUGUUAUAAAUCUUAUGGUAAAUGCUCUGUUCAAUUCCUUAGUAAUAUUUAAAUAUGAUACAUUGAAGAUAUUUUACAUUACAUUAAUAAAGAACUCGAUAAUUGCUUA
Molecule: messenger RNA, 2739 nt
Organism: Vespula vulgaris
Lineage: Eukaryota; Metazoa; Arthropoda; Insecta; Hymenoptera; Vespidae
Exons: 2
Coding region: 334-1395 (353 amino acids)
Source: RefSeq, a predicted model, not a curated record